AUGUAUCAAGACCAGGAUGCCGGCUCCUAUGGGCCUGUGAUCAUUUACAACCAGGGACAAAUGGAGAGGGUCAUGCGGCAGAGUCGUGAAUUUGUCCUUCUCUACACGGACAACCAGGAGUGGAAUUCAUUUUUUGCCCUGCACAACGUCCGCAGGUACCUGCCCGGCAUGGCGUCUCAGGUUGCGAACUUGUCGUACCAGUAUCCAGAUGUGACCGGUGGCCGUGGGAAUUUCAGCAUUUGGUAUCCGCAGUUUAUCAAUACGCCAAAGACUAACGUGACGCCUCAAAUGGCGCCAAAUUUUUUCCCUGUAAGUUAUUCCACCAUCCACUUCCCUCUAGGUCUUUUACUUUACUGGCUGAUACAUGUCUUCAUCCGCAACUGA
This is a messenger RNA of Aspergillus lentulus, 384 nucleotides long. NCBI's taxonomy places the organism in Eukaryota, Fungi, Ascomycota, Eurotiomycetes, Eurotiales, Aspergillaceae. The record is from RefSeq and is a predicted model, not a curated record.